CCCGCAGCGUUGCCAUUUCCCUCCCUCCCCCCAUUUCGUUUCCGGCGCUCCCGCCUUGUCUCCGCCAGGGCUCCACUUAGAGCCAGCGGGGGAGGGAGGGAAGGAGGGGGCGUGGAGGAACUGGGGGUUCUCCGGAGCAAGAGCUGCGGCACCACUUCCGGCAAACGCCGCCCCGCCUGCGCUCUGGCUCUGGCCCUGGCGCCGCCGCAGCCGUCGCCGCCGGAAAGUUCAGGAGCCCUGGAAAGGAGAAGGAAUAAGACGACAGGAGGAAGAGAGAGAGAGGAAGGACCUGAGGCCCCUUCCUAUGAAGCUAGUGCUGGAAGGAAGGAGUGAGCGCCUGUGUCAGAGACUGUCUGGUUUUACUGUGUUUUCCACCUUGGAGAGCAGGGUGUGCCUGUGGUUGAUCAUCAGAAUGGAAGAGUCUCACUUCAAUUCUAACCCAUACUUCUGGCCUUCUAUCCCCACCGUCUCAGGACAGAUUGAGAACACAAUGUUCAUCAACAAAAUGAAGGAUCAGCUGUUGCCAGAGAAGGGCUGUGGGCUGGCUCCGCCCCACUACCCCACCUUGCUGACAGUGCCUGCCUCAGUGUCCCUGCCCUCAGGCAUCAGUAUGGACACAGAGUCCAAGUCAGACCAGCUGACCCCACAUAGCCAGGCGUCCGUUACCCAGAAUAUCACGGUGGUCCCUGUGCCGUCUACAGGACUGAUGACUGCUGGAGUCUCCUGUUCUCAGAGGUGGAGAAGAGAAGGGAGUCAAUCAAGGGGUCCUGGUUUGGUAAUCACGUCCCCUUCAGGCUCCCUGGUGACCACAGCCUCAUCAGCUCAGACCUUCCCCAUUUCGGCUCCCAUGAUUGUCUCAGCUCUUCCCCCUGGCUCACAAGCCCUGCAGGUGGUCCCUGACCUCUCCAAGAAGGUAGCAUCCACCCUAACGGAGGAAGGAGGUGGAGGUGGUGGUGGAGGUGGCAGUGUGGCUCCUAAGCCCCCAAGGGGCCGAAAGAAGAAGCGGAUGCUGGAGUCAGGGCUGCCUGAGAUGAAUGAUCCUUACAUCCUCUCCCCUGAGGAUGACGACGACCAUCAGAAAGACGGCAAGACCUACAGGAGCGAAGGGAACUGCGGCACAGGAAAUGGACAGAGCCUUGGGCUCAUGGAUUCAGUUCCUGGCUCCACCACGAACUUGCUGUGUGACCCUGGGUGCCGGAUGUGCUCGCUGACAUUCUACUCCAAGUCGGAGAUGCAGAUCCACUCCAAGUCCCACACCGAGACCAAGCCCCACAAGUGCCCACAUUGUUCCAAGACCUUCGCCAACAGCUCCUACCUGGCCCAGCACAUCCGUAUCCACUCAGGGGCCAAGCCCUACAGUUGUAACUUCUGUGAGAAAUCCUUCCGCCAGCUCUCCCACCUCCAGCAGCACACCCGGAUCCACUCCAAGAUGCACACGGAGACCAUCAAGCCCCACAAGUGCCCGCACUGCUCCAAGACCUUCGCCAACACCUCCUACCUGGCCCAGCACCUCCGCAUCCACUCGGGGGCCAAGCCCUACAACUGUUCCUACUGCCAGAAGGCCUUCCGCCAGCUCUCCCACCUCCAGCAGCACACACGAAUCCACACCGGUGACAGACCAUACAAAUGUGCACACCCAGGCUGUGAGAAAGCCUUCACACAGCUCUCUAAUCUGCAGUCCCACAGACGGCAGCACAACAAAGAUAAACCCUUCAAGUGCCACAACUGUCAUCGAGCGUACACAGAUGCAGCCUCACUCGAGGUGCACCUCUCCACUCAUACGGUGAAGCAUGCCAAGGUGUACACGUGCACUAUCUGUAGUCGGGCAUACACAUCGGAAACGUACCUUAUGAAACACAUGCGUAAACACAACCCACCUGAUCUGCAGCAGCAAGUGCAGGCGGCGGCGGCGGCGGCGGCUGUGGCUCAGGCUCAGGCCCAGGCGCAGGCCCAGGCCCAGGCUCAGGCUCAGGCUCAGGCCCAGGCCCAGGCCCAGGCCCAGGCCCAGGCCUCUCAGGCAUCGCAGCAACAGCCACAGCCCCCACACUUCCAGGCCCCCGGGGCUGCCCCCCAGGGUGGGGGUGGGGGUGACAGCAAUCCCAACCCUCCGCCCCAGUGUUCCUUCGACCUGACACCCUAUAAGACGGCGGAGCAUCAUAAGGACAUCUGCCUCACUGUCACCACCAGCACCAUCCAGGUGGAGCACCUGGCCAGCUCAUAGAGACCCGUGUUGCCACCCACUGGGAAGAGGAGAAAGGAGUUCCGGUCCCUUCUUUGUCCAGCUUCUCUUGGUGGGAAAAGUCCUCUUCUUCCUUGACAGGCCUUGGCUCCAUCUCCUUGGGCCGCAGGCACAGCCUUCCUUGUUCUCAACUCUUCUUCAAAAAGAACAUCAGCCCUCCUGAUUGGCAGAGGAACACUGUGCUGGUAGUGUGAUCCAGCAGCCUCCCCUUCUAAGCAUAGCUUUUAAAAUUGGGGGUUGGUGCUCAAGGGAGGGAUUUGCUAUGACCUCAAAGAAACGUUUCCAGUGUGGGCACUUACCCUCUCCUUACCCUCAUAAUCCUCCAAGUUCGGGCUGUUGGAAGACAAGAGGCUGGCCCUCCCAGCUGUCAGAGAGGACGGAGCUCCAGACGCAGCCAGCCUCCUGUUCUGUCCUUGCCUGCAAAAGAGCAGAGGUUUCUUCAUGCCCCAAUCCUUAGGAGCCGUUUUCUUCCCUUCAUGGUCUCACUUCACUUCCUACCUAAUGCUGGAAGGAGAUCUGGGUGGGGGUUAGAUCCCUUUUAUUUGUAAAGGGGCAAGGGCUGAGAUGUGGUCCCCAAGGGGCCGGAUAUCCCCAGAAUGGUGGAGGGUGGCUCAGAAGCGUGGGUUAUGGUUUCCUGUGGAGCCUCUCACCUUCCUUCUCUGCCAACCAUGGCCCUGUACUCUGUCUCCCCAUCCCGAGGCCUCAGGCGCUGUGGGAGCUUUGUGUUCUUUAUGAAGCCCCAAAACCGCGGGUGUUGCGGAGAAGGGAGAGUUCAGGGCAAACGCAAGGACUGGACUUAGCUCCCUAGGUGCCACGGUCAGUUGCCGGACACGGAUUUAUAUAUAAAUAUAUAUAUAUAAAUAUAUAUAUAUACCCACUCAUCACGGCCAUCUUUGUUGUAACCAUUUCUGUGUUUAUAAAUGCAUUAUCUCUGAGAAUUUUCAUAUUUGAUGUUUUGUUUAUUUUUGUCCUUUUUGUUUUUUUCCACCCUGUCUUCUGGCCAAUGGCAUUUUUAUUUCCUUUUGUCUUCCUUUUUCUUUCUUUAAAUUUUUAAUCAUGGCAGAUUUCAGAGAAAAAAGAAAAUGAAAAAAAAAUCAGGAAAUCAGUUGUUAUAAAGCAAUUUAAAAUGAAGAAAAAAAACUUAUGUACAAACCAAGGGGUGUUUUUAGAACCUUGUAUAGAAAUAAAUUCGUGUAAAAGGA
Molecule: messenger RNA, 3441 nt
Organism: Manis pentadactyla (Chinese pangolin)
Lineage: Eukaryota; Metazoa; Chordata; Mammalia; Pholidota; Manidae
Gene: ZNF384
Product: zinc finger protein 384
Exons: 14
Coding region: 305-2221 (638 amino acids)
Biological process (GO): regulation of transcription by RNA polymerase II
Cellular component (GO): PcG protein complex; chromosome; nucleus
Molecular function (GO): DNA-binding transcription activator activity, RNA polymerase II-specific; chromatin insulator sequence binding; RNA polymerase II cis-regulatory region sequence-specific DNA binding
Source: RefSeq, a predicted model, not a curated record